AAACAAAUCCCAGCUGCACUCUAUCCGUGUGCUCUUCAGUCAGUCAGUUUUGAGAGCGAAUGCCCAGCGGUGAGCAAGCAGUGAACAAAAAACUGUAACGGCAAAUGGAUAAGCGGCGAGUCAACAACAAUGCGGCUGCGGAGAAUCCCUUCAAGCGGCCAAUGAAUGCGCUGCAGAAGCAAUGGUAUCGAGUGCUGCUGGCCAGGCGCGUUGGCUUCGGGCAACGCCCUCCGCCGGACGAGAAGGAGCUAACCUACGCCGAUGUUUGUCGUCAGCGUUAUAUGGCAGCAUUCCGGAGAUACAACGAACGUUUCCGCCUCGAAAUGGCCAAGCACGAGGAGAUGCAAAGCUGCGCCAUCGAUGCCAUGAGGGUGCACAGAACCUUUGCCAUAACCACGCUCUGGCUGCCAUUGCACUCGAAGCAGGAAAUCAACUCAACGCUGGAGACCCUCGAGCAGGUUCUUAGUGCCGCGGAAAGGCGACGCCUGCAGCAGAUACUCAAGCAGGGCGAGUCACGGCGAACGCGUCGAUAGAGCAGCGUGGCACAGGCGCUCGCUCACGUCGGUAGAGCAGGAUGGCAGAGAGAGAGAGAGAGAGAGAGAGAGAGAGAGAGCAGCUCAGCAGCAACGUUGCUGUCAUCAUCAUCUGCCAUGGCUAAGUGAAUUCCAUUUAGCUUGGAUUUCACUUUGCCUCUGGAGUCUGAUUUUCCACUUCCACUUCC
This is a messenger RNA of Drosophila guanche, 721 nucleotides long. RefSeq lists its product as uncharacterized. The record is from RefSeq and is a predicted model, not a curated record. The transcript has 4 exons. The coding region runs from base 105 to 533 and encodes 142 amino acids. NCBI's taxonomy places the organism in Eukaryota, Metazoa, Arthropoda, Insecta, Diptera, Drosophilidae.